AGGGAGGUGCAGCUGCAUGGCAAGCUGGCGCACAACAACGUCAUUGGGUUGUACGGUGCGUUCCAGGUGGACAGCCAGGUGGUGAUGGUGCAGGAGUUUGCGGAUGGAGGAGAUCUGUUCACGUUGCUGCACCGGUACGGCGGCCGCAUGCCAGAGCGCCAGGCUGUUGAGAUGGUGCUGCAACCCUGCCUGCGCGUGCUGCUCUAUUUGCAUGAGCAAGGCAUCCUCCAUCGCGAUCUGAAACCCGAGAACAUUCUCUUCACGCGCAACAUGACCUUCAAGUUGUGCGACUUUGGACUGGCGAUUGACCUGCGCGACGAGCGAGCCGUCACGAGAGCGGGGACGCUCGAGUACAUGGCACCGGAAGACAACGAGCGGCUGCAUUACACCGCCGCGGUGGAUGCCUGGGCGGUCGGCGUGCUGGCAUAUGAGCUGCUCGUGGGGCGGCCGCCCUUUGAGGCACCGGAACGGGAGGGGGUGGAGGACUGCAUCCGGCGCCAGACGCCACGCUUUCCCUUCGGCCUGUCUGAGCUCGCCCGCUCCUUCAUCGCCACCGCCCUUCAAAAAGACCCCGAGCAGCGGCCCACAGUCCAGGAAAUGCUCGGGCAUCCCUUUAUCCGC
Volvox carteri f. nagariensis is the source of this 621-nucleotide messenger RNA. RefSeq lists its product as uncharacterized. Gene Ontology annotation, molecular function: protein kinase activity; ATP binding. The transcript is spliced from 6 exons. Lineage: Eukaryota; Viridiplantae; Chlorophyta; Chlorophyceae; Chlamydomonadales; Volvocaceae. Gene Ontology annotation, biological process: mitotic spindle organization; regulation of cytokinesis; protein phosphorylation. Gene Ontology annotation, cellular component: spindle microtubule; spindle pole centrosome; chromosome passenger complex. The annotation marks the transcript as partial. The record is from RefSeq and is a predicted model, not a curated record.